Molecule: messenger RNA, 732 nt
Organism: Funneliformis geosporum
Lineage: Eukaryota; Fungi; Glomeromycota; Glomeromycetes; Glomerales; Glomeraceae
Source: the annotation of a GenBank genome assembly
AUGUACAAUUUUAUUGCAACCCUUGUCAAGAAUAUGAACAGUGAACAAUCAGAAAACGAAAACAUAAUUGAUGUAUCGUCUUCGCAAUCAACUUCUAAUUCUCCUUAUACCAUUACUGCCGCGGAUGUGUUCAAAGUUCGUAUGUACUUUCUCAGGGGUUGGGGAAAUAAUGGAAAGCUUCCAUCUUUACCAUAUGAGAUAAUAGAUUCCAUAUUCGAUUUUGCACAAUAUUGGUCUUCGGUAACUUCUCGCCGAGAGGCUUUCUAUAAAGGAGAUUACUUGAAUAUGUUAUACCUUACCGGAUCAUUACCGACUCCUCCAUCACCAAACGAAGCGGAAAUAUUUACAAAGUGCAAAAUGAUUAAAUUUACAUGCGAGUCUCAUGAUCAAGGAUGGUCGUCGUAUCCUCGUACUCAAGGUAGUUACAUAGGUUCAUAUACAUGGGGAGAAGCUUCCGUGGUUAUCCCCAAACAAGGUAUAAAUUUACAAGAUCCAUCAAUUGAAAUUGGCGACAAAUUUGAUGAAAAGGUGCCGAAAGAGCGCUAUAUUGUUUAUACAAAUAAACAUGCCGAUAAUACCUGGCAAAUACAUAAUAAAGUGUUCACUUCAGAUCAUCCUUUGGUAACUGGUCUGCAACCUGGUGAAAUGGUGGGGCUUUGGAUUCGAUCGAAUUUUCCAGGUUGGGUUAAUAAUAUCAAGCGAGCUGAAUUGAAAUUAUACUACUCCUUUUAG